GUAAGCUGAUAAGACACGUAGUAAACAAUAGAAACACCGAGUAUUUCGAAGAAAAAUGUGAAAAAUUAUUCGAUUUAGUCUUCAAAAAAAUAGAUUAGUUUGUACAAAAAUAUCUCAGUAUUGUCUAUAAAAUGGCCAUCACGUUGUGGAAUCUAUUUGAAGCAUCAAUUUUAUUUUUAAAUGCAAUAUGUGUUCUACACGAAGAACGAUUCUUAGCCAAAAUUGGAUGGUCAACCACAAAUAUGAAUCAAGGAUUCGGAGAGCCACCUUCGGUUAAAUCAAAUAUUUUAAAUUUGAUCAGAUCUAUUCGAACUGUUAUGAGAAUACCUCUUAUAGUUUUGAAUACCUUGACGAUUCUGAUCAAGGUGAUAUUGGGCUGACAGAAUGUUAUCAAAAUUCGAACGGAAUCGUCGGCGAUUGAUAUAUUUCUAAAGAAUGAUAUGUACAUAAUUUUUUAAUCAUUUUUCAAUUGUUUUUUCUAUUACGAAGAAGAUAUAAAUUUUGAAAAUUAUUUACUAUGUAUAAAUUUCAUUACGUUUUAACUGUUACAUAGGAUUACAUUUUUUCUUCAAUAA
This is a messenger RNA of Planococcus citri (citrus mealybug), 575 nucleotides long. Its product is annotated as immediate early response 3-interacting protein 1. The coding region runs from base 132 to 380 and encodes 82 amino acids. Gene Ontology annotation, cellular component: endoplasmic reticulum membrane; Golgi membrane; COPII-coated ER to Golgi transport vesicle. Lineage: Eukaryota; Metazoa; Arthropoda; Insecta; Hemiptera; Pseudococcidae. The transcript has 3 exons. The record is from RefSeq and is a predicted model, not a curated record. Gene Ontology annotation, biological process: endoplasmic reticulum to Golgi vesicle-mediated transport.